Molecule: messenger RNA, 4291 nt
Organism: Suricata suricatta (meerkat)
Lineage: Eukaryota; Metazoa; Chordata; Mammalia; Carnivora; Herpestidae
Gene: SLC26A8
Product: solute carrier family 26 member 8
Exons: 21
Coding region: 345-3248 (967 amino acids)
Biological process (GO): transmembrane transport
Cellular component (GO): membrane
Molecular function (GO): sulfate transmembrane transporter activity; oxalate transmembrane transporter activity; bicarbonate transmembrane transporter activity
Source: RefSeq, a predicted model, not a curated record
CGGCUCGGGAACGGCCGGCGUCCGCGUCUACAGCGCCGCCAGCCGGGCCGGAGCAGCGUCGGACCUCAGCGUCCGCACUCGCGCCCCCGCCGGAGAACCAGGUGGAGCCGUGGCGGGGAGCCGCCCCGGGCCGGGGGCUCCAGCUCGCACUAAUGUAACCGUGUCCCCCUGGGAAGCCUUCUCCCACAUCCCUACCCUGACAAUGAGUUUCUCUCCAACAUACCGCACUGGAAAAUGUCUCACCGAGUCGCAUCGACGGUCGUUGUGUAUGCAUCUGAUGGUCCCCCCCUUGACGGCUGUCCACCCAGUCUUCAAGGCUCUUCAUCCCCAGCCGCCAGACAGAAAUGAUGCAACCAGAGAAGGGCGUCCAGAGUCUUGGAUCUAAAUAUAGGCAAAAUUCUUUCACUUAUGAUGUAAAGCGAGACGUGUACAAUGAGGAGACUUUUCAACAAGAACACAAAAGGAAGAGCAUUUCCUCUGGGAACUUGGAUAUUGACAUCACCACCUUCAAACACCACAUCCAGUGCCGCUGCUCAUGGCACAAGUUCCUAAGAUGCAUACUAACAGUCUGUCCCUUCCUGGAGUGGAUGUGUCGGUACCGAUUCAAAGAUUGGCUUCUUGGAGACCUACUUGCCGGUUUAAGUGUUGGCCUUGUGCACGUUCCCCAAGCCCUAACAUUUAAUUUGCUGGCAAGGCAACUGAUUCCUCAUCUCAAUGUCUGUUAUGCAGCUUUCUGUUCUUCAGUAAUUUAUGCCAUUUUUGGAUCGUGUCAUCAAAUGUCCAUUGGUUCCUUCUUCCUUUUGAGUGCUCUGAUGAUCAAUGUCCUGAGCUUGUACCCGUUCAACAGUGGCCACCUGAUCCUGGGGACUUUCAUCAAGGAGGACUUUUCUCAGCCCUCCUUCCUUGUGGACUAUAACAGAUCCUUGAGUGUGGUGGCAUCCACAACAUUUCUGACUGGGAUUAUUCAGCUAUCCAUGGGCUUGUUAGGAUUCGGCUUCGUUGCCACUUACCUUCCGGAAGCUGCGAUCAGCGCUUACCUGGCUGCCACGGCGCUACACGUUAUUCUGUCCCAGCUGACUUUCAUCUUGGGGAUUAUAAUUAAUUUCCACGCCGGUCCCAUGUCCUUCUUCUAUAACGUAGUUAACUACUGUGUAACUCUCCCAAAAGCUAAUUCUACCAGCAUCCUACUAUUUCUAACUGUUGUUGUAGCACUGAGAAUCAACAGAUGUAUCAGAAUGUCCUACAAUCGGUACCCCAUCCAGUUUCCCAUGGAAGUUUUCCUGAUUCUUGGCUUCACUGCAUUUGCAAACAAGAUAAGCAUGGCCACAGAAACCAGCGGGAUGCUCAUUGAAAUGAUUCCUUAUAGCUUCCUGUUUCCUGUGACUCCAGAUCUGAACAUUCUUCCUGAACUAAUCUUAGAAGCCUUCUCCUUAGCUUUAGUGAGCUCCUCUCUGCUGAUAUUUGUGGGCAAGAAGAUUGCCAGUCACCAUAACUACCAUGUUAAUUCCAACCAGGAUUUAAUAGCCAUCGGUCUUUGCAAUGUCGUCAGCUCAUUUUUCAGAGCUUGCGUGUUUACUAGUGCGAUUAUCAGGACUAUUAUCCAAGAUAAGUCUGGAGGAAGGCAACAGUUCGCAUCUCUGGUAGGCGCAGGUGUGAUGCUACUCCUGACGGUCAAAGGGGAACGCUUUUUCUCCAAACUGCCAAAUGCUGUGCUGGCUGGUAUUAUGCUGAACAACAUCCUCCCCUACCUUGAAACCAUUUACAACCUACCCAGUCUGUGGAGGCAGAACCAGUAUGACUCUAUUAUCUGGAUGGUGACAUUCGUAGCUGCAAUUUUCCUGGGACUGGAUAUGGGACUACUUGUUUCAAUAGCCUUUGCCUUCUUCGUCAUCACUGUUCGGUCACACAGAACCAAGAUUUUCCUCCUGGGUCAGAUCCCUAACACCAACAUUUAUAGAAGCCUCAAUGACUAUCGGGAGGUUACAAACACCCCUGGGGUGAAAAUCUUCCAGUGCUGCAACUCCAUUACAUUUGUCAAUGUUAAUCAGCUAAAGAGCAAGCUAUUAAAAGAGGUUGAAAUGGUGAGGGUGCCGCUUAAAGAAGAAGAAGUGUUCCGCCUGUUUAAUCAAAGUGAAGACAGCUCAGAGGAAGAACAGAUUUGUCAGUGCUUCUGCAAUUGUGAUGAACCGGAGCCGCCACCUAGGGUUAUCUACACAGAACGAUUUGAAAGCAGACAGGACAACGACUCAUCCUCCCUUAACCUGAUCCGCUGCUCACGUUUCGACACUUCAGAUACGAGCCAAACCACGUCCGAUGAGCAAGUCCUGUACACCGGACCUUCCACGUUGCACAGAAAUCAAGGGCAAACCUACGAGGACGUGGACAAUGUUUGGCUUUCUAAUAACCCCUCUAGAAAAAGAUCAAUGCCACCGCCUGACACUCCUAAAAUCCAGGAGAGGAGCAGGUCAUUCCUCCCUUUCUCGGAUACCUCUCUUCCACCCAGCCUCCACACUAUUAUCCUGGACUUCUCCAUGGUACAUUUCGUGGAUUCGCAGGCUUCAGUGUCCUUAAGACAAAUGUGCAAUGCUUUCCAAAAUGCCAACAUUUUGGUGCUCAUUUCGGGGUGUCACACUUCUGUGGUCAGGGCAUUUGAGAAGAAUGAUUUCUUUGACGCUGGCAUCAGCAAGGCCCAGCUCUUCCUCACCCUCCACGAUGCUGUGCUGUUUGCCUUGUCAAGGAAGUUUCCAGAGUCCUCCGAGUUAAGCAUGGAUGGAUCUGAUACAGUGAUACAAGAAACCUACUCAGAAGUAGACAAGAAUGGAGAGCCAAGACAUAAAAUGAGCAGCAGUCUUCCAGAAGCCUCUAAAAAUGUAAAGCCAGACUACAUCAUAAUGCAGGAACCAAUAACAGAGGAGGAAUCAGAACUAGACCUGGAGAUGGAGCCUGCAGUGGAAUCAGAACAAGAGCCUGGGCGAGGUCUAGAGAUGGACCUGUAUGAUGAGAUGGAGCCUGAGUCUGAGCUAGAGCCUGAAACAGAGCUCGAGACUGAGUUGGAGCCUGAGACUGAGCCUGAGUUCAAACCCAAGCCUAGGUCUCAAUCUUAUCCUCAGCAGCAGUAUUGGCCUCUGUAUUCCUCUCUUUUUCCCAGAUCUUCAGUUCAGGCUCAGUCUAAGACACAGUCAGCUGAGAGGAAGUAUCAACAUAAGAAUUCAUAUUCACCCAAGGGCAAUAAUGCUAAAGACCCUUAGGAAAUAAAGUAGGAAUAAGGAGUCAGAUUCCCUUGGCAAAUCCUCCCCACCCAAAUGGUCACUUGGUCAGAAGACCUAGACUAGUUACAAACUAGCAAUACUUGAUUUGGGAUUCCUCCAUAUGCUGGCCUCUUCCUUGCUCAGCACUGGGAUCUCCCUCCCAGAUCACAACUAAACGCCAAGAGUUAUCUCUGAAUUCCCUAUCUAGCCUUACCUCAUCUCACCUUCAGUAGAUAUUCUAGAAAAGGAUUUCCUUCCUUGCACCCCCCCAUACUCUGGGGGUUUUGUCCAACCAUCUCUAACUUACUCCUCUCAUUUCUGUUCCCCUUUCUCCAAAGAGAUGAGGCUCAAAUAAAAUAUAUGAUUCUAGUUACAUUUGGAUCUUUCCUGCAUCUUUUCUCUUCUCUAUAUUCUAUAUGCCUAAGGAAGUGUUGGGUGGGAGAAAUUCCAGAAGUGGGUGGACAUGGUGAAGAGGAGAUGAACAAGAAAAAGAAAAACUGGGUAGCAUUUGUAUUUUAUAUGCAAGCUAUCUUCAUUGCAGUGAUGGUAGAAAUGGGGUUAAGUUAAGCCAGCCUUCAAGGCUUAUUGUUAGGCUAAAAACACUUCUGUCAUCAUCACUCUAAGGGCAAAACCUUAUCAUAAUCCUACUGCUGUUUCAGAAGAUGAGUCAGCUGUACCAACUGAUGAGAAUGUUAGCUCUAUAGAAUUCUAUUUGAUCUCUCUCUCUAUAUUUGAAUAUACAGAUCCGUAUUCACCACUUCUUCUUUCUUACAAGUUUUUAAGAUACAAGCAAUCUAGAAUCUGUAUUCUUGGUGGACCAAACUUAAAGCCUAUGAGAGACACAAACCUCUUAGGAACUGGAAAAGUCAAUCAUUACUAGUUUGGUCUAAAUCCAUUAAAAAAAAUUUCCCCCUCCCCCGUUAAAAAUAUCUAGUAUUAAGCUAUAAGCAGAAGAGAAAUAUAGACCCCUGGGCUACAAACCAAUGUUUAUGGAAUCCUGAAUUUUAUUUUCCAUUCAAUAAACAAGAUUCUUCUUGCUUGGA